GGUAGUAAAUACAUGUACGAGGCUGGGUUGAACUUCUUCCACCCGCAUUAUCGCGGCUUUUAGAACGCGAGUUCGGAUACAGUUACCUGAUUUCAUCCCGGUACGAAAAUAGUUAAGAGUUGGUUUACAAGAGAUGUCCACGCACUUCCAUGUGACACAUGCGUUGACUCGUGGCCUUGCGCGGACUUUUGAAGACGCGCUUGCCUUGGAGCCCCCAGCCGAGCCCAUUGAUGUAAAAGUGGCUUAUAAUCAGCAUGAAAAAUACAACGAACUCUUGAAAUCGAUCAUUCCAAACGUACUUGAGAUUCCAGCGGAUGAUAGCUGCCCGGACUGCGUGUUUAUAGAGGAUACUGCCCUCGUCAUCAGCGAGUCGCAUGCAGUGAUCACACGCCCAGGUGCACCUUCACGCCAGCGGGAGCCUGACCCUGUUGUGGAGGCGCUGCAGUCACUCGGCAUUUCCCAUAUUGACAGACUCUGCGACCCCGCAACACUUGACGGCGGCGAUGUGCUCGUACUGCCCUGGGCCGUACUUGUGGGCACCAGCCGCCGUACGAACAAGGAGGCAGUAGCGCAGCUCGAAGCGCUGCUGAAGGCCGCCGGUGGCCCGCCGCUGUACGUCUUUUCCGUACAGGAUGCCGCUAUCGCUGCGGCCACCACAGCCAUAAUGCCUGCAGCUACGGCGGCGGAUGGCAAGGACCCGCACACACUGCUGGUGGCCGACAGCCCCAUGGGUCAUGCCCUAGCAGAUCAAAUCCGCGCGGUCCUCCCACAUCAUCAUCAGUUUCAUCAUCAGCAGCAACAACAACAACAAGAGACCCCUUCUUCCUCCUCCUUGUCCUCCCCAUCACUAUCGGCACCGGCACCAGCUACUGCUGCGGGUGCCGGUACGACACCUUUGGAUCUCAUUUUUGUACCGGACACCCUGGCGGCCAACGUGCUGAGCGCAGGCGCCCACGUGGUUAUGCAGGCGGGGUUCCCCGCCAGCGAGGCCAUUGUACGGGCUGCGUGUGAGGCCCGAGGCAUGACGUUGCACACGCUGUCCAUGAGCGAGCUGGCCAAGGCUGAUGGGGCACUAACCUGCUGUAGCCUGCUGUUCAGAGCGCCGCGGAAGGCGGAGCAGUAGGAGGUGGAGGUGCUGGUGUAGGCGGAGCAGUAGGAGGUGUUCUCAGGCGGCGGCAGUGAAGCAAGGGAGGAAGAUGGUUGGAGAGUUUGGAGUUGAACUUACCCGGGUAGUGGUGGAGGUGGAGGAGGAGGUGGAGAGGCACAUGAACUAUAGGGGUGGCGUGUGAUGCGUGCACUCAUGCGUUGGUGGGAGAUAUAUGGGUAGGACGCGCGCGUGCACGGCAGGCAUAGAUCUGGGGAGUGUUCACACCCUCACUGUUUGUGGUGUGAAGGCGGCCUUAUAUAGAUUCGGCAGUAAGGGGGAUGUGCGUGACGCGGAAUAUGCAUGCGGCGUUAGAAGGGGCAGUGAACGGAGGUGUCCAGUCGCGUAUGUGUCGUAUUGUAACGAACUGAGCCUC
Volvox carteri f. nagariensis is the source of this 1520-nucleotide messenger RNA. RefSeq lists its product as uncharacterized. The coding region runs from base 134 to 1123 and encodes 329 amino acids. The transcript has 3 exons. The record is from RefSeq and is a predicted model, not a curated record. Lineage: Eukaryota; Viridiplantae; Chlorophyta; Chlorophyceae; Chlamydomonadales; Volvocaceae. Gene Ontology annotation, molecular function: amino acid binding; dimethylargininase activity. Gene Ontology annotation, biological process: arginine metabolic process; positive regulation of nitric oxide biosynthetic process.